Molecule: messenger RNA, 3101 nt
Organism: Aphanomyces invadans
Lineage: Eukaryota; Oomycota; Saprolegniomycetes; Saprolegniales; Verrucalvaceae
Exons: 13
Coding region: 9-2903 (964 amino acids)
Biological process (GO): protein import into nucleus
Cellular component (GO): nuclear membrane; cytoplasm
Source: RefSeq, a predicted model, not a curated record
CGACGACAAUGCAGAAGUACGCGGAAGUGACCUUUGAGCUCUUUGAAGAUGCGAUUCUGGCGCUGUAUGGACAAGACGGACCGGAGCAGCAGCGACUCGCAAACGAAUACCUGGUGCAUGUGUGGAACGAAUGCAAGCAAUCGUGGGAAUACGGACUGCGCGUGCUGAUGCGCCCUGCAACUGCUGGACAGGGAUAUCCCACGCAGUCGCAGUACUUUUGUGCGAAUAUGUUGUAUGGCAAGAUUCGACAAGAGUGGUUCAGCCUUACACCUUCCGAACACGAGGCAAUUCAGUCACAAGUCGAGCUCCUGCUGCAAUACAUUCGUAGCGGGCAACUAAGCUUUGCUCCAUUGGUCCUCAAGCGUAUUUGCAUGGCGAUGACAGUUAUGUCUCUUGCUAUUGACGGUGGAUGCGCACGUUGUGUUGCUGACUGCACUCAACAUCAACUGGCUCCAACGUCAUCGUCCCUUCUGCACGUUCAUGUCUCGCUCGAGUUGCUCACAAGUUUGGUGGACGAGACGGAUGACUCGUACCUUCCUCCCAGCAGGAAGGACACCCUCGUACUCGAGAUCACGGACGUGAGCACCCAUGUAUUUCCUUUCCUCUCCCGCCUCUUUGAAACUGUGGCCUUGCACCCAUCUGAUGAGACUGUCGCCAAUUUGCGCUUCAGCGGUCUUACGUGUCUCCGUGCGUGGAUAAAAGCAGCGGGGUUUUCACUCGCCAAACUGUUCACUAACAUGCCCGCGGUCUUCCAAGCCCUCCUUCAAGCACUUCUUCACGCACAAACUGCUCCAGGCGCGGUGAAGGAAGUCGUCGUUUGUGCACUCAUCUUAAGUGAUGCUUUGGAAGUAAACGAAUAUCCUCCUGCGAGGUCGAAGGACACCGCAACGUCGGCGCUGAUUUCAACACUGUUGGCUUGCCAGCCAACAAUCCACCACUACCUCGUCCAUGACCCCCAUGCCGCCCAUGCCCUAACAACGUUGAUCAGCACUUUGGGCGAAUGCGAGCUCGAUUGGUUGAUCCUGGGCUCUCCAGACGCCCUCGCGUUCUCGGAAUUGGUGCUGCAUCUGACGAGCCAGCCCCAACGACAAAUUGCAACACUGACAUUUGACGUGUGGUUCGGGAUCCAAGACUACCCUGUCGCGUCCAGACACCCUUCGUUCCAAGAUGCAACGUUUCGGCGCCUCUUGCACGUUCUCGUUCGUCAAUGCGCGCAAACCGCCGCCGACGAAGACGAUAUUGCGUCCUUUCGACAGGCCGCCACCGAACUCUUCGUGGCCAUCCACCACCUUCUCAAAGCUUCGUUUGUCGCGGAUAUUACCAAGCUCGUUAGGACGUCCAACGCGAUUGUCGUCGAAGCUGCCAUGUUUGCACUGACUGUUGUCGGGACCGAGUUGAAGCAGCGUCUCGUGAGUGAUGACGCCACGCAGCAAGUGGUGCUCGACUUGUGUCGCUCCCAUAUAUUUGUCCAUCCUCAUUUCACGUCGUCUCCGGCGGUCGUGCACGUCUCGUCCGUGUUUAUUGGUCUCUUGGGUCCGUUAAUCAAUGCGCAGUGGACGGCUACGAACGGAUCGGACUCGUCACUAUUGGAUGCAACUUUUGAGUACUUGUGUUUUGGACUGAGCGUUCCCAGCGCAAGCUCUGCUGCGUCCAAAGCUAUCAACGGUCUCUGUGCGUCCUGCACGCCUCUGCUCAGUCGACGCGAUGCCCUCAUGUCGACCGUUCUCUCGUCGUUGCACGCCAACGUUAGCCAUUUGGACAAACAAGACCGACAAUGGGUUGUCGAAGGUGUUGUCCGCGUAGCAUGUGUGGCGUCGUGGGGUCGAUUGGCGUUGGAACAGCUCGUGAACUCUAUCUUUUCGCGCAUGUCGGACCCUGCUGCUCAAACAACACCAUCGCUGGUUCCCAUGGAACUUUACGCACUCAGCACUGUUCUUCGCUUCCUGGACGCACCGUCCGACGUGGCUGGAGGCCCUGCGCUCACACAGCAAGUCGUGAAUUGGGUCUGGCCACACGUCACUCGUGUUGCUUCGUCGUCCGCGCUGGCUGUCGACGCAAUCGAAGCCGUCUGUGAUGUAUUCACAGCGACGCUACAAGCAAUGAAACACACGCCACAAUUCGCGACAUCGUCCGAGUUUGCCUCGAUGCUGUCGUGGGUUGAACAGCAAUCGAUCGUGUGUCCCUCUGCGAUUCAAUGUGCUCUUGUGGCCGUUGAGUUGUACGGUGGUGGUGGUGGUGGGAUGUCGCCGCCGCCGCCGCCUGCGGUCGUUCACGUUGUCGUAGCCAUUGGACACCACGUGAUGGGUCACUGCCACGCCGUGCCAUCCCCCAGCCACAUCCCCGACCUUCUCCGUGCGUACUUUGAGUUGUUGCAACGCACGCUGCUCUUUUGUCCCUCGAGUGUCUUCCCCGACUUGUUUGCGUCGACAAUCCACCUCGCCAUCGCGUGCUUGAUGCAUCUCGACCAACGUGAAGCCCUACGUGCAGUCGUCGUGUACGUGAACCAUGUCGUGACAAAGCGAGAGACCCCCGCGCUGAUUUCAUACCGAUCCGCCGUGGACAGUGCCUUCACGAGCCAGCAGGCCCCGCUGUGGAUCGCGAUGGUCACUCUCCUCACGGCCACAUGCCCGACGACCGUGCUCCCGACUGUGAUCCACCUUGCGUUUGCGCUCAUGACCACGUAUGGGCCGAGCAUGCACCCUGCAGUUGCAAACGCGUUGCUGAACCAGCCGAACGCAGACGCACCGUUGUCGAUCGGCAACCGACAGCGUGUAUAUGCCACACUUGUCCAGUUCACGACCAACUACGAAGAGCGCAAGUUUACAGCAUUCGUCAAAGACUAUGCCAAAGUGUGUCGAAAAGAGCUGCCCGUGGAGCAUCUCGUCGAUCAUUUCGUGGCGUAGCCAUCGGGACAUGGGGAACGGCAGACCGUACGUCCGUGUAAUGUCGUCCGGUGUCGUGGACAGGAGCAAUAAAUAGUUACCAGCAUUAGUGUCCUGCGAUGUUAUGCCGAUGCUGAUGGAGGAGGAUGUCGGAUCGCUGGCAUGCCGUUCCCUUUCCCGGCGUGCAUUGAACUUGGUGUUGACGGAUGAGUCCACGGA